Humulus lupulus (European hop) is the source of this 2278-nucleotide messenger RNA. RefSeq names its product metal transporter Nramp2. Bases 187 to 1785 code for a protein of 532 amino acids. Lineage: Eukaryota; Viridiplantae; Streptophyta; Magnoliopsida; Rosales; Cannabaceae. The record is from RefSeq and is a predicted model, not a curated record. The transcript has 4 exons. Gene Ontology annotation, cellular component: membrane. Gene Ontology annotation, molecular function: cadmium ion transmembrane transporter activity; manganese ion transmembrane transporter activity. Gene Ontology annotation, biological process: metal ion transport.
CAAAUUCACUCGCACGCGCUCACCCAUCUCUGUCGACUAGUCUGUGCUCCUUUUCCUCAUCGUCUCUUCCGAAAAAUCUACACUACCCCUCCACCCACCGAAUUCGCCGAAAAAUCUUCCCCGGAAUUGAAUCCCCGAUAUCUAGAGAAAAUUCCGGUGGACACUGAAUAUUGCGGCGUCUACUCGAUGAGCUCUAUCCCAGUGGAAGAUGGAAAAGAUGAGGAAGCAAAUCGAUUGUUACGAUCCCAGUCAACUUCAUCGUCUCCCAAGUCAUUAUAUUCGCCGGACGAGGAUGAUGAAGAAGAAGUUGCUUUCGAGGAACGAGAGAAGAUCUUAAUUGUCGAUUUGAAUUCGCCGGAGGCCAUCGAUUCGUGUGUCGUCCCACCGUUCUCGUGGAAGAAGCUAUGGUUGUUUACUGGGCCAGGGUUCUUGAUGAGCAUAGCCUUCUUGGAUCCGGGGAAUCUGGAAGGGGAUCUCCAGGCCGGAGCUAUUGCUGGGUACUCAUUGCUAUGGCUCUUGAUGUGGUCAACGAUUAUGGGCCUCAUGAUCCAAUUGUUGUCAGCAAGGGUUGGUGUCGCCACGGGCCGACACUUGGCGGAGCUUUGCCGGGAUGAGUAUCCUAAUUGGGCCAAAUUGGUUCUUUGGUUCAUGGCGGAGCUGGCAUUGAUUGGGGCUGAUAUUCAGGAGGUGAUUGGGAGUGCCAUUGCUAUUCAGAUUCUUAGUCAUGGGGUUUUGCCUCUUUGGGCUGGAGUCAUCAUUACAGCUUCGGAUUGUUUCAUGUUUUUAUUUCUUGAGAACUAUGGAGUGAGGAAAUUAGAAGCUGUUUUUGCAGUUCUCAUUACAACAAUGGGUCUAUCAUUUGCUUGGAUGUUUGCUGAUGCAAAACCCAGUGGAAAAGAACUUGUUACGGGUCUUUUGGUUCCUAGACUUGGCUCAAAAACUAUUCGGCAGGCUGUUGGAGUUGUUGGUUGCGUUAUUAUGCCUCACAAUGUAUUUCUGCAUUCUGCUUUGGUGCAGUCUAGAAAUGUUGAUCCCCACAAGAAAAGCAAGGUUCAAGAGGCACUGAACUACUACUCUAUUGAGUCAUCUGUCGCUCUUUUGAUUUCCUUCAUGAUCAAUUUGUUUGUGACAUCUGUGUUUGCUAAGGGGUUCUAUGGCACCAAACAAGCAGACAGUAUAGGACUAGUAAACGCAGGUCAGUAUCUUCAGGAUAAGUAUGGGGGGGGCCUCCUUCCAAUUCUUUAUAUAUGGGGAGUUGGAUUGUUGGCAGCUGGACAGAGUAGCACAAUAACCGGCACAUAUGCUGGGCAGUUUAUUAUGGGCGGUUUUCUUAACCUCCGUUUGAAGAAAUGGAUGAGAGCAUUGAUCACCAGGAGUUUUGCUAUUAUUCCAACCAUUAUUGUAGCAGUAAUAUUUAAUACAUCUGAAGCCUCUUUGGAUGUUUUGAAUGAAUGGCUUAAUGUCCUUCAGUCUAUUCAGAUUCCAUUUGCGCUUAUUCCUCUUCUUACCUUGGUAGCAAAGGAGCAGGUGAUGGGAGUCUUUAAGAUUGGGCCCGUCCUUGAGAGAGUGGCAUGGACAGUGGCUGGACUGGUAAUAGUCAUCAAUGGGUAUCUAUUGCUAGACUUUUUCAUUUCUGAAGUUAAGGGAGUCUUGUUUGGUUUUGUCGUCUGCUUCGGCACCACUGCAUACUUAGCGUUUAUUAUUUAUCUUAUUACACAUUGCGGUGUCCUUCCCUCUACUUGGUGGAGCUCACUCUCUAAAAAGAUUGCUUGCAUCAGAACGUGAUUCAACAAAACGAUACCAAUUUCUGGAAUAUUUGAAAUAUAGCGCUUCUCACACAAAAGCAGAGUCUGUGCUUACCACGGGUGGUCCAUCUGUUUCGAGAAGAAAUAUUCUUUCAUAAUAACUUCCUCUAACCAUGGUGCAUUCAGAAACAAGGAAAACAAAAAAGGUUCCUCUACAACUGUAAACAAUUAAUAGCAUUUUGUAUUAUUUUCUUACUGCCGUUUCUGCUUAUUGAAGCUACGUAUGUUCUUUCUAUAUUUAUGGAAAUAAUUGAGAAUUAAAGGCGUUUCCCUUAUAGAGGAUGAACAUAACACUAAGAUACUGUAAAAGAUUCAAUAUGUCAUUUUUAAGUACAAGUGCAUUCGAAUAGGCUGCGUAGUCAUUUUUUGAUGUAAUAUUUCUUAUGUACCAUAGUCAAGUCGCUCAUAUUAGUUCCACAUUGUUACAAGUCAAUCUACAUCAAGACAAUCUAGUGAACUUUGCUUGCUUCUUA